Molecule: messenger RNA, 6088 nt
Organism: Dicentrarchus labrax (European seabass)
Lineage: Eukaryota; Metazoa; Chordata; Actinopteri; Moronidae
Product: steroid hormone receptor ERR2-like
Exons: 7
Coding region: 464-1834 (456 amino acids)
Biological process (GO): regulation of DNA-templated transcription
Cellular component (GO): nucleus
Molecular function (GO): DNA-binding transcription factor activity; zinc ion binding; nuclear steroid receptor activity
Source: RefSeq, a predicted model, not a curated record
UCAGCCUGAGUGCGCUCUCACCACUGCUGCUCUCCAUCCAUCUGUCUCUAGCUUUUAUUCUCUCUUUCUCAAUCCGUCACUCCUCUGAUCUUUAUUCUUCCGCCUCUUCUCUUCACUUUCUUCCUGUUUCUUCUCUUCAUCUCUACCUCAGGGUCUUCCUCCUCUCUCCUCUUUCUGUAUCACAUCCACUCUUCCUCUCUCCACACGCUCUCUUGAGCCUGAGUGUGCAGCACCUGUGCAGACUGGAGUUUGUCGGGGGCCGAGGCAGAAGGUUUUUUCAAUUUUUUUUUGGUGUGUGUGUGUGUUGAACAGGGGAGGGAGGGGAGACAACACCCAGGAACACCUGACCAACAUUUCAUCAAGAUAUGUGGAGACUUAGGAACUGAUCUCCUCGUCCUGCUUUUGCCCAGCUGUUUGUUUAUCUGUUUUUUAUUGCAACACCUGGAAUGCUUAACGUGGACUGAUGGAUGUUUCCGAACUGUGCAUCCCUGACCCUCUCUGCUACCACAACCAGUUGCUAACCAGAAUGCCCUCUGAGGAUCGACAUUUAUCCUCGAGCUGUGGUUCUUACGUCAAAACCGAGCCUUCCAGCCCUUCCUCCUCACUAGUAGACACCGGCAGCCACCACAGUCCCAGCGGCAACUCUGACGCCAGCGGCGGCUACAUUAACGGCAGCAGCAGACACUCACACGCCUUGGACUCCCCGCCAAUGUUCAACCCUGGCAUGCUCGGAGGUGGCGCAGCCUGCCUACGCCGCUACGAGGACUGCUCCGGCGUUGUGGCGGACGACUCGCCAAUCAAGUGCGAGUACAUGCUUAAUGCCAUUCCCAAGAGGCUGUGCCUGGUGUGUGGCGACAUUGCCUCAGGGUACCACUACGGGGUGGCCUCCUGUGAGGCCUGCAAAGCCUUUUUCAAAAGGACGAUACAAGGGAAUAUUGAGUACAGCUGUCCGGCCACCAAUGAAUGUGAGAUCACCAAAAGGAGACGCAAGUCGUGUCAGGCCUGCCGCUUCAUGAAAUGUCUUAAAGUUGGCAUGUUGAAAGAAGGUGUGCGUCUGGACCGGGUGAGAGGGGGAAGACAGAAGUAUAAACGGAGGUUGGAUGCAGAGAACAGCGCCUACCUCGGUCUCACCAUCCCCCCUCCAGCCAAAAAGCCAUUGACAAAGAUCGUUUCCCAUCUGUUGGUGGUGGAGCCAGAGAAGAUCUAUGCCAUGCCUGACCCCACCAUGCCCGACGGAGACAUCAAGGCCCUGACCACGCUGUGCGACUUGGCCGACCGCGAACUGGUGGUCAUCAUCGGCUGGGCAAAACAUAUCCCAGGUUUUUCCACCCUCUCACUGGCAGACCAGAUGAGUCUUCUGCAGAGUGCCUGGAUGGAGAUCCUGGUGCUGAGCAUCGUGUUUCGCUCUCUGCCCUGCGAGGACGAGAUUGUGUACGCAGAGGACUACGUGAUAGACGAGGAGCAGGCGAGGAUCUCAGGCCUGUUGGACCUGCACGUUGCCAUCCUGCCGCUGGUGCGACGUUACAAGAAGCUGCGCAUGGAGAAGGAAGAGUUUGUCACGCUCAAAGCCAUCGCCCUCGCCAACUCAGACUCCAUGCACAUAGAGAAUAUUGAGGCCGUCCAAAGGCUCCAGGAUUCCCUCCACGAGGCUCUGCAGGACUUUGAGGGCUCCCAGCAUCCAGAGGACCCUCGGCGAGCAGGCAAGCUGCUAAUGACCCUGCCUCUGCUCCGUCAGACCGCCACCAAAGCUGUUCAGCACUUCUACAGCAUCAAAAUGCAGGGCAAAGUCCCCAUGCACAAACUAUUCCUCGAGAUGUUGGAGGCCAAGGCUUGACACCCGGGCCAGAUGUUUGACAGACAGCUGCAUCACCCAAUGGGAGGCGAGGGACAGCCCAUAAAAAAUGAAGGCGGCGUGCCAAUUGAAAGGAAGAAGCUUGGACUACUGAGUCAUUUUAACACUUUUAAAUGGUAAUUAAUGUAAAAGAGAAAGGGACUUGAGAUGGUUUUAAAUAGGGUGAAUAUCAACCUGAUUGACAUGGGAUCAUGAUGAUGUAUAUAAAGAUGUUGUGUACAGAAAUCAGGCAACUGAGGUCUUGUUAUAACCAGAGACCCAUUGCUCUAUAUCACCUGAAGCUUCUGUGAAUUUCUUUCUUAUCUUAUUUUCAUCUCAAAAUGGAAGUGUGUCAAUAUAAAUGUCCUAAAGAACUGUACGGCUACGUAGCCACAUUAUGUGUUUUUGUUUCUUUUCUUUAAUAUUUUCUAAUCUGAGUUGUUAAAGCAAUAGUCUCUAACUGGUCUACAUAUAAUAUGUGUACUGUAUAUUGUGUGAAAUUGCACUGGGCGGGGGCGGGGGGGGAGAAUUGUUAGACAUAUUCUUAUAUUCGUCAUCAAAGAAAGCGAUACCCUUCAUGGGUAUGUAAGAUUCUCAAUUUCCUCGUAAUAUAUUUACCUCGUAGUAGCUUCAUCGACUCAGCGGUUUUAGUCAACAUGGUGCUUACAGAAGGACAAUGGUUGGCCAGUGAUCAAGUUCACAAAGAGUUUGCACUAAGCAUCUAUGAAAAACGCGGCAAUAAUGGGUAUUGUGCUAGCGAGCUCUGUCUGGUAGCAUCUCAGUCAGUGGUUUUUUGCUUAUAGUUACUAAAUCCCCUCCUCACUUCUCUCUGUGUUCAGUGUCAUACACAAAUUUUGGCAACUAAGCAUACUGUGAAAAAUACACAUGAUAAGCUAUAUUCUGUGCUGAGAAUUUUUAUCGUAAACUGUACGGCUUGUUUAAAAAAAGGUUUAUUCUAUUUAAAUCUAGGUAAAGGACACAAUAACAGCAGGAUCUAUACAGUUUAAUGCAAUCUAAUCUGCUCUUUAAUGCAACCUGAUAGCCCUGCAAUAAAUACUACCUAAUGUUCAGUUUGUUUCAGAUUUGUGCUGAUUCAACUCUCUGGUCAUUUUUGAGUCUAUAGUUUGUGAUGGUGCUGUAUUAGAUUGCAUUAUGUUGUAUAGGUUUUGCUUUUUUCUUGUGUUUAGGUUGUAUUCUCAAACAACAAGUGUCACUAUAUUUAUAGCAUUAGUCCCACAGUUAAUCCUUCGUUUUUUGGUCAUAUGUGAUACCAAAGUCUGCAUGCUAGUCUCACACAUUUAAACACAGGUUAAAUAUUGAGGCUCUGAGAGAGGAAUCUCUGAUAUGUUUACUCUGCUGUCCCUGAUCCCUGAGGGACAGCAGAUCAUCAAGGGACAUCAAGAUAAACAUAGAAAGAAAAAUACAUUCUGAUUUCCUCUUUCAAAAGUGAGACAAUAAAAGCCUCAUGUCUUCAUGUGUGGCUGUGGCAAUAUUGGGCAUCAUUUCACUCCUUUUAGUACAAUUGCCACAUUUGAAACAACUUUUCCAAACUAUGUCAGCAAGGCCAAACCUCAUCUGUACCUAAUAAGGUGACCACUGAUAGUACAUUAACAGCCAAUAGAGAUGUUUUUACAUCUAAGUACAUAAAACUGCCACAGCUGAAACUUGAUCCUUUGUGAUGUGAGUUAAAAAUAAUAGUUGUGUUUUUUUAACUGAAGGUUUUAAGCCCCCUCUUGGCAGCAUUUUAAAACAGUUUGGAUGUAACACUAUCACAGAUUACUAGAAGUUUAAAUAUUUAUGUGCAAAAAUAUAAUGACACUUGUGUUUCUGAGGAUAAUUUGAAUUACCCUCUGAAUUGAAACUUAACAAUAAUAACAGAUGUCUCACUGAUGUUCUGUUUUUUAGACAAAGGUUUUUGCUUGUCUUUAAUGAAGGUGCUAACCAUUCAUACUGGCACUGUAUGUACAUUUCUACAAACUCACUGAGGUGCACAAACUUAAGUUAAUAAAUCUGUAUAUUCCAGAAAUGAUAGCAGACUUUUAUAGCGUAUUAUCUAUCAAUUGUAAACCAGUUGCCAAAUUAUUCAAAGAAAGCAAUCAGAAUAAUGUGAUACAGUUAUCAACAUGUUAUAAUAAGAUCAAAAUAAUACAAUAAUAGAUUAAUCAGCUGCUCUUAGGGCUUUAGUGAGACAGAUAUUGUCCCUUAUGAACACUUUAAAGCAGCAUUGUCUUUAAAGUGUUAAGUGCCAUUAGCUUCUGCCCAAACAAGAAGAAAACAUAAAGCCAAGUGACCAGUAACUACAGACAUAGGCCAGUUUCAUUCACCCCACAGGAACAGACGCUAUGGAUUCACUGCAAUGUAAUGCAUAGAUAAUUAUAACCCAAUACAGUAGAGAAUACAACUCCCAUGAUGCAAUUCCCUAAAUGUGUUAUGUGUAACCAGCUAAGUUGAAGUGAGGGAUGUAUUGCCUCUGUACAGUAGUAAACCAAAGCGUAGAGUCUUCAAAUACUUUAAAGUGAAACACUGAUAAAAUUGCAUUUUGAGCCAGCCAGUGACGUUUUUUCCAGUAUAUUAUUAAUGCUAGUUCAGCCAUUCGUUUUUGAGCAUCCUCUUUACGAUGGUGGUGAUAACAGGAUGCAAACCUUUUUAUCUUUUUUGUUCAGUCAAUACAUGCAUUGAUUAAACAUCAGUCUCUUUGUCGAUAUGUGAAGUCUCACUCUGUAGCCUAACUAAGAGAUGGAACUACCAUAAAAAAAGUGAUGUCUUUCAUAUUUUGAUGGUUAAAGGAGAGCGUUUCACUUGACCAAACAAGCUGACCCCCUCUCCUCUGACCAGAGUUCCCUCACAUACCUCCUCUGUCCACUUUGAAGACUGAGCGAUAGCAGAUAAUUGUUUCCUAACUUUCCCUUCUUCUCAAAUUAAUAUAAGAAAAUAAAAGAAAAAUGCUUAAUUUAUUUUCAGAGUUCUAAAAUGGUUCUACUGCAUCCAAUUAAUUCUAAUUGUCUCCUAAGCUGAAAUUCUCAAUAGAAAUGGAGCAAUUAAAUUUCUGCUUUGGCUCUACCUUGGGGACGAGAGACAUUUUAUUUCGGUUGACAGUGGGGAGGGUUUGUCUAAACCUUUACAAAGGCGAUUUCAUGGGUGUCUGUAAUAGUUUCAUAACAGAGCGAUCACUGGGCUAUGCAAGGCAAAUAUGGCCACCUAUGUUCCUUGUUUUGUGGAGCAUCAGACUGACAUUUAGUUGUGCUUUGUUUACAAUGUGGACAAACUGUACAGUGCUGUACACUGCAAAUGUAUUGUGCAUAUUUCACCGUACUAUACUGUAGCUGCUGUGCAUUGAUAUAACUAUGAUCAUUUGUUUAAUUUCUCAUGAUGUAUUAGCAACCCACCCGAAUAGCUGUAUAAUAUAAAUCACUGUAUUGAGUCAAGUGAGAAUAUGUCCUUAUAUUUGGUCCAAGGUGGGAUAUUCUCUUAUUUUCUUUUCUGUGUCUUUGUGUCUCUCAAUGUUCAUCGAUUUUGGUUAUCAGCACAGCAGGACGUAUAGCGAGUGAAGUAGUCUAGACCCUAUACCUCAAUUCCAUAUUUUGAAAAUUACACUGGGUUUGGAAACGGGCCAUGGCUUCCUCCUGGGAAUCAGUGGCACAGAAAUAAAGUGACAUCACUGACUGGGUAUUAAAAAAAAUGUAGAUGAACCUACUGCAAUUGGGGAGCACAUUCCUCGGAGGAGAAAGCUGCUUAUUCGCUGUUCCAUUUGCGGACUUAUCUUAUCUCCGUGCACUCUGAGAUGACAAGAUUUACAUAAAACAUGGAGGAACCUCCCUGGCCGUUCUAGUCCGCGGUGUAUAAAGGACCCUGCUAGGUGUAUGUACCGUAGACAUGUGAUUACCCAAGAGGUUUACUCCCCUCAAAAGCAAUAUGUUAGCAAUUGUGAUAUAUGAAUCAAGUUAAAAGGGAGCUUUGGUUCGUUUUAAUUAUAAACUUACCCUAUGCUCGGAAAAAGGAGAGGGUGACUAUGCACACACACGUUCACAGUCCUGGUGAGGCAAAGGGAAAAAAUGUGAAAAUGUUUGAACUGAGAAGCGAAAAAGCCAACCACAGCUGACUUUCACUGGACUGUUAUUGUGUGGCAUUUUCUUGUGUUUUGUUUGUUGUGUUCAUGCCUAAUGUACCCAUCUGUAAAUAUAUGCUUUUUUUUGGAGUGAGUCAGAUCUAACAGUGCACUGAAUGUACAGUGACAAUAAAAUCACAUGGUUUAUGUAA